This is a messenger RNA of Mizuhopecten yessoensis (Yesso scallop), 4148 nucleotides long. RefSeq names its product leucine-rich repeat and IQ domain-containing protein 4-like. Bases 318 to 1130 code for a protein of 270 amino acids. The transcript has 2 exons. Lineage: Eukaryota; Metazoa; Mollusca; Bivalvia; Pectinida; Pectinidae. Gene Ontology annotation, molecular function: protein binding. The record is from RefSeq and is a predicted model, not a curated record.
GAAACCCCGAUUUCGUCGCGAUGACGUUUGAUUGUUUUGGUGUUCCGAGACAUCUACACCUAAUCUAUAAUCAUCCAGUAUUGGCUUAAAUUAGAACUAAACUUGAACAUGACACUUAUUUCAGAGACAAUUACACUUUCAAACAAUUAAGGAGCUACAAUGUCAACACAUGAACUCUGAUUGAUGUGCGACCGCUCAGAUUACAUACGAGGGAUUCACGAUCCUCAAACAGAAAGUAGGCCCGGUUCAGUGCCGAGGGAAGUUGAAUACAGUGGUAUACUGGUAAUCAGCUGUGGAGGCCCUAAUAAGAGAACAAAAUGGAAUUUCUCUCAAAAGCAUGCAGACAUUUGAAAUCAAAAGAAAGAAACUCAAAGGAGUCAAGUGAAAUUGAUAUAGAUGGUAAACAGAUUAAAACAGGUUUGCAGCUACAUAAUUUGCUGUCAAGUUGUACUGAACAACGCCUUCAUGUUCAGCGAUUUACUAUGAAAGGAGCACCUAUAAGAAGUAUUCCUCAAUGCAUAGGAUCAUUUGUCAAUAUCAAGUAUCUUGUUCUCUCUGGGAACAGGAUUGAAUACCUACCCUGGUCGAUUGUCUUGCUUAAAAAAUUGGAACAUUUGGACCUUUCCGACAAUUGUAUGACGGUCAUAUCACCGAUGCUCUGCUACUUUCCAUCACUGAAGAUACUAGAUUUAAGUAGCAAUGCUUUAGAGAGUCUUCCGACAGAUUUACUUAAUCUUGAAGCACUCGAGACCUUCAAUGUGUGUGGCAACAAUGACAUCAAAUCCCCACCGCUCUCUACCUGUCAUGAAGGAAAGGAGGCCAUAUUUAGAGCUCUCGGGAUUCGACGGACUCGUGUGGAUGCUUUAGCUAAUUGGAAACCUUACUACCAAGGGAACAAAACUAAGGCGAGUGAACUGAACUCUCUAGUGAAACUGUGCAUUGACUGCAUCAUUGAAAGUGAAAUUGAUUUUUUGUCAGCUGAAAUCCCACCUGUUGUUAAAACAUACUUGACUGAAACUAAAAAGCAGGAAUCCUCCUUGCUACCGAAUCUUUUGAAAUGUAGCGAGUGUGAGAGAUAUUUUUCAAAGACUUUCAUAUUUGAAAACCAUGACUGCCAGAGGAAAAGUUGAAGUUGCAAUCACUGAUCCUGAAAGUAUGACCAAGUAAUAACUGUGAUGUUUAAUAUAUAUAUCUGUAAUUUGUAUACACUCAAGUGUUCUUUUAAAAAGUUCCUAGCACUUGUCAAUAGUCUUGUAAUGGACGAUGUCACAGGAUCAGAUUAUUAAAUGAGCAAAAAUUGAAAAUAUAUUCAGAAUGUCUCAAGCUAUGUAAACUCUGUAUAGUGUGAUGUCAUGCAAUAUGCUUUGGCCAAAAACGAAAAAUAUGUAUGUUUCAGGUACCCCAAUUCCUGACCCUAGUUUUUACCUCCACCUCUAACCAUUUUAUCGCACUCGAACACACUUCAUCCAUGUGUUUCAGUGGGAUAACUUGUUUACCAUAUGCCAACGAAUUGAUGGAGAAACAAAAAAGGCAACUAUAUAUACGCUCUUCUUCAUAGAAAGGUAUGCAAACCAAAUUUAAAUCCCAUAUUACUAUUUAAAAGACCCUAAAAAUAUGUUUGGUGAUUUUCGUUACUUCUUAAAUUAGCCCCCUUUCCUUCGGAAAAAAUGAAUAACAUACCAACAGACUGACCUCUUAUUUUUUCAGUCAUGUUUUCUGAAACAUACAUUAUAUUUUUUGGGUGGGUCUUGGUAAGAUUGCUUGAUCAAGAUUAUGACAUGACCUUAUGAAAUUGGGUUAUAUGUUUUUAUAAUAUAUAUAUAUAUAUAUACAUAUAUAUGCUGUAUGAAUUGACAUCAUUGUUGAUGCAUAAUUGAUAUUGAAAGUCAUCAUGAUUUUGAUUGAGUUGUAUUUUUUAUAUAUAUGUUUCAUUCCAAUUAAUCUGACUUGUACAGGUAUUUUAUAAAUUGGAGUUUACCUAAUUUUUUAAUACCCAAACUAUCUCUGAAGUUAAUGUAGACUAGUAAAAACAUGAUGGUUUCAUUGUUCAUACAUUGUCUCUAUAGCCUCUCUGUGAUAUCUUGUGUUUUCUUGGUAUUUACUCAUUUCUGGCUUGAAGCAUUUACAGAGCCACAAGUGCCUGUUAUGAAACUAAACUUGCAGGUAGCACUAUUUUGCACUUAAAAAGGGAAUCUAUGAUUUCUAGCACCUAUAUAUUACGUAAUGAUCAUGAUUUUCUUUCAUAAGUUCCAAGAAGCAAACCACUGCAUGCAUUGUAAAAAUAAAGAUGGAUUUAAUUGAUAGAUCACUUUAAUAAAUAUAUACAUGAACAUUGUAUAUAGCAAUGUGCUCUCAAAGUUGUAAACUGCAAUAAAAAUACUGUAUCAUGAUAUUUGCAUUUUUGUACCCUUAUUUUACAUAUAUUGUUUGCAUUCUAUUUUCAUUUUGAAUGUCUUCUCAUGCUAUAGACAAAAACAUUUGCUCCUCUGUUGCAAGAAACAGUUGGCCUUGUGCAACACAACACAUGAUCAACCUACUACCAAGAUUCAUAUAUUUUUUACUGUACCAAUACCAUGAAGGCAUUUAAUUAAUUGCAUAAUAAACUUGAACAUAUAUAUUAUAGUCAGGGCUAGAAAUAACUUUUGGGUUAGUAAUUUCAGCUGUAAGUAUAGUCCAUGUGCAAAUUCCACUUAAUAUUAUUCAACAUAAGGAAUAUAAAAUUUGGACUAGAACCAAUUUGGCUAGCAGUUUUCAGAACAACUAUAUAGUCCAGGUGUAGAUUUCAGUAGUCCCAGACUACAGAACUACAUGUACCCUUAUUGUCAAUACCUGGUAUAUAUGUACGACACUUGUAAUUAAGUGAAAUCACAUUUGGCAUGACUACAUAGGUACAAAAUGUGACUUUGGCAAUUUUCUUAAUCAUAUAGAGCAAAGAAAGAACAACACUUCUUUCUUUCAUCUGUUUCUUAAUUCAAUCAUACGCUCUGUCAUCUGUUUCUUAAUUCAAUCCUACACUCUGUCAUCUGUUUCUUAAUUCAAUCCUAACACUCUGUCAUCUGUUUCUUAAUUCAAUCAUACACUCUGUCAUCUGUUUCUUAAUUCAACCCUACACUCUUUCAUCUGUUUCUUAAUUCAAUCAUACACUAAUUAAAGUAUGAGUUCAAGUUACAGUGUAUCAUGUGUACAUUGUACUGUACCUACUUUUGAAGAGAGUGUAGUCAUGCCCAUCCAUUCACUAUAUAAUCACAGAUUAUGUUCAUAUCUAGAUUACCUUUUACUUGUAGAGUAAUAAUGACAUUACUGCAAAAAUAUGUAAGUAUGACUAUUUUUAAUGAAUUAUAGAAGAAAAUAAAGACAACUUUGCCCAAAUUUUGUAUACACUAAUACAUUCACUUCAAAACUAGAUUUAAUUAGCUCAAAGUGUAAGCUUCACGGAUACCCCUGCUAAUUUGACAUACCUACAAAGAUUUGAACCCAUUCAUGAAACAGUGACCAAGAUCUACAUUGUAUAUGCUGUAGAAACCUGAAUUACACUUAAUUUAAUUUUAGGUCAAGGUCAAAGGUCAAAUUGAGGUCAAAGUGACCUUGUUUUAGGAUGUGACUUCCCAUGAUGUACCUGUACCUAAAAUGUCAUUAAGUGUUACCACUCGCCAAUAUACAGUACAUUCUUUAGUCACUAGACUUUUCAUUUAAAAUCUUAUGUUGUGGACAAUUAAAAUAUGAUUAAAUUGACUAAGCUUAAUACACGUAAUCAUUUUUCCCCAAUUGAUAAAUCUCAAAAUUUACAAUAUGUCCAAUAUUAGUGAAUUUGAAUCUAAUCUGAAUUUAAUUAACAUAAAACACCUACAUCUUUUUAUAUAAUGUGCUUUAUAUUUAAGUACAGGGGAUGCUUUUAAUUGAUAACCUGGACUAAAUGUACACAUUUUUACAUGCAUUAUAUAUAAGAUUAUAGUAGCUUACAGUAGGUUACACUGUACACAUAAUACGUUCCAAAGCAGCAUGGUACAGAUUCCCAUCACUACAAGGUGAAUAGGUUAUAUACAUGUAUUAUUAAAUGUGGCACGGAGAUAUAUCUAUUAUGGGAACUAUGCCACACCCCUUUGUAUACAGUUAAAGUAUGGGGUUUAGGGAUAUAGCAAGUUUCUGGU